Messenger RNA from Coniosporium apollinis CBS 100218, 1386 nucleotides. RefSeq lists its product as uncharacterized. The coding region runs from base 1 to 1386 and encodes 461 amino acids. Gene Ontology annotation, biological process: transmembrane transport. Gene Ontology annotation, cellular component: membrane. The record is from RefSeq and is a predicted model, not a curated record. Gene Ontology annotation, molecular function: transmembrane transporter activity. The transcript has 5 exons. Lineage: Eukaryota; Fungi; Ascomycota; Dothideomycetes.
AUGGAUGCGAAUGCUAGCCUGCUGGAGUCCACAAUCUGUCUGCACUUCUACGAGGAGACAAAUCCCUCCUUGAUCCCACCAAAUCAGGAGGUGCCUGAGGCGCUGUGCAAAGAAGAUGAUAUCCAAGACAGACUUGCGAUGCUCAUGGGCUGGCAAGCUCUCUUCAAUUCAGCACCAGGCAUUCUACUUGCAGUUCCUUUUGGUUCCCUUGCCGACUCCACUGGGCGGAGAUGGGUUCUCUCGCUAUCGUUAGUUGGGCUUACACUAUCUAAUGUCUGGAUUCUGUUUGUCUUGGCGGCUGAUUUACCGAUCAAGCUGACAUGGACGUCGUCAGCGUUUCUCUUCCUUGGUGGUGGCGCACAAGUCGCGACAGUUAUGAUUUACACCAUAAUAUCCGAUGUCAUACCUUCCGAACGGAGAACGACGUCCUACUUUUACCUCUCAGGUUGCAUUCUGUUGACAGCACUGGGUGCUCCGGCGCUGUCAUCCGUUCUGAUGGCCCACGACGUCUGGCUCGCUCUGUUUGUGGGACUGAUCGUGCAGGCUUCAGGCAUUCCCUUCGCCCUCACACUGCCUGAAACACUUUACAUGAAGCCCGGCGCAAAACCGGCGUUAGAAGGCAUAACAGCUGAAAGACCAGACUCCUCAAACGAGGACGUAGACGCUCCAGUUGCAAAGAGAUCCCUUUUCUUGCAGCGGGAAUGGCACAAAGCCCGCCACGCGCUUCACAUACUGCACCAAGACGCAAGCCUUACUUUGGUGAUCCUGUCCUUUCUUGUUUUCAGACUCGGAGCGCAAUCAAUGAAUCUUCUACUACUGUACGUGUCGAAAAGGUUCCGCUGGCCACUCAGCAAGGCCACGCUCCUCCAGACGCUAGAGGCAGGUAUCACCCUGGUCCUGUUGCUAGUAGUACUGCCUUUUGCAACACGCGUGAUGCAGAAGAGAUUCUCCUUCACGCCGGCAAAAGCGGACCUCUACUUAUCACGGAGCAGCAUCGUCCUGAUGACCUCAGGGUUUCUGGUUAUUGCUGUCUCGCCAACAGUAGCCACACUGAUCGCUGGACUUAUCCUCGAAACAUUCGGCACCGGCUACCUGUCCGCCAUUCGGAGUGUUGCUACUGCAAUGAUCGGUGGCGACGCCAGCCAUGAUAUCGGCCGCCUCUACGCUGUGAUUGCAAUCAUGGACGGCAUCGGCAGUCUUGUAGCCGGCCCACUGUUCUCGCUGAUGUUUCGUUGGGGCUUGAAGCUCGGAGGCGGUUGGCUUGGCCUGCCUUUCUUGCUAACAACCGCGCUUUUCCUGCUUAUCACCGCUGCGAUAUUUGCCGUGAGGCUUCAGGAGGAUGAGCAUGAAGAGGGUGGGCUCGAUGAGCAUGCCUCGACUGACUGA